CCGGCAGCCGGCAGUCAGUCGGUCUCCCGCGGCGGCAGCGGAAGGUCGUGUGAAUUGGGACGGUCGCUCUACCGCCGACGUGCGCCGUCUUUGACCCGCGGACAUCGGUUUUGGCAGUCAAGAGAAUAGACCCCUUCACGUAGGCUCGAGCCGGCGUGAACAAUUAUCACAUGGUACCCUUGUCCAGUCUCUCAACACUCACGAGGAACACUGUUUUAUCAUAAUACCUCUACAAAAUAAAAUUGAAUUUUGGCCUACAAUUUUAAAGACUACGCAAAGUUAAACUAAUCAAAUAAAACAAUAUAGUGUUUCUUUUUAUUCUUGUAGGCCUACUUCUACAAUAACUUACCUCAAUAACUUAAGAUACAAAAAUUCCGUUCGUAUUUCUGAGGUCUCCAUGAUUUAAAUUUCUCAUAUCUUGAGAGGUUUUUCCAAUAUAUUUGUUAUUUUCAAACUUUUGUAAGGAGGAUUCACGCAACUGAAAGGGAAAAAAAAGUUUUUAGCAGUUCAGUACGCGAAGAAACGAAAUUGGAUUUGGAGGAUCAAAUUUAAAGUGAAUGUUUGUUCAAGUUUUGCGCUCACAAGUGAAAAUUUUUGGAAAAAUAAAUUUGAAGCUACGUCCGCACUACAGGCGUGACGUAAUUCAAACGAGGAAACGUUUCACGCUUUGAGAACCUCGCGAAGAUAUCGUAAAGUUUAAUCGAGUUCACCGACUUGAAUUCGUUGACAGCGUCUACAGGAAGAAUACGGGCUGACGUUGUCAGGUGUGCAAGGCUGCGCGUCCUCUCUUGACCGCGACGGGACGCCGGACAAGGUUAUGCCGGGAGACGUUGAAGACGUCUCGACGACGAGGUGGUCCGUUCUGACGGAGAUGGACGCGGGUAUCCGGGCGCCACUCCGGCAGAAGCCGACGAGCUCCGGACUGGGCUAGGUGCGUCGUGCCCAUCGGCGCCGCGAUGGAGGGCUACCUCUCGCUGGAGACGGACCUGGCGUCGACGACGGCCGCGGUGGUGACCCUGCUGAUGGACGAGGAGGCGACCGCGCGCGCCGACGACGGCGCCACCGGGUUCCCCUACUGGGACAACACGACGGGCGUCGAGGCGUACGACGUGUUCACCCCGCCGCCCAAGCGCGACUCCCUGCUGAUCGUGGUCCCGGUGACGAUCCUCUACACCGUCAUCUUCUUCACCGGCGUCGUCGGCAACUUCGUGACGUGCGUGGUGAUCGCGCGCAACAAGCACAUGCACACGGCCACCAACUACUACCUGUUCAGCCUCGCCGUGUCCGACCUGCUGCUGCUGGUGUCGGGCCUCCCCCAGGAGAUGUACUCCAUCUGGUCGCACUACCCGUACAUCUUCGGCGAGAUGUUCUGCGUGCUGCGGGGCUUCGCCGCCGAGACGUCGACCAACGCGUCGGUGCUGACCAUCACGGCGUUCACGGUGGAGCGCUACGUGGCCAUCUGCCACCCGUUCCUGUCGCACACCAUGUCGCGGCUGUCGCGCGCCGUCAAGUUCGUCGUCGGCAUCUGGCUGGUGGCGAUGGCCUCCGCCGUGCCGCUCGCCAUGCAGCUGGGGCUGGUGCGCGACCCGCGACACGACGAGCUGGUGCAGUGCAGCGUGGCGCGCGAGCUCUUCCGCAACGCCUUCGAGGUGUCCACGUUCCUGUUCUUCGUGGCGCCCAUGACGCUCAUCACGGUGCUGUACGCGCUCAUCGGCCUGCGGCUGCGGCGCUCCGGGCUGCAGCGCGGCUCGGGCUCGUUCGGCAAGAAGCGGGCCACAGCCGCCUCCGCCUCAGCGUCAUCGCGCGCCGACCUCGCCGCCAAGCGCAGCUGCAGCGGCCGCCACCAGCCGGGCCAGUCCAAGAAGGUGCUCAAGAUGCUGGUGGCGGUGGUGGUGGCGUUCUUCAUCUGCUGGGCGCCCUUCCACGCGCAGCGCCUCUUCGCCACGCUCAGCGCCAAAACUUCCUUCAGCCUGCCCGUCAUGAAGGUCAUCUACCACAUCGUGACGUACGUCUCGGGCAUCCUGUACUACGUCUCCACCACCAUCAACCCCAUCCUCUACCACAUCAUGUCGCUCAAGUUCCGCGAGGCGUUCAAGGACACGCUGGCCCGCUGCUGCGGCGUGAGGGCGCGCCGCCGCCGCCGCUCCUACUCCGUGCUGUCGCGCUCCGCCCACCAGCGCUGCCUCCCCGCCGCCUGCGCCGCCCCCAGCGGCCAGGAGAGCACCGACUACUCGGGCAACUCGGUGCGCGAGGAGUACCUCGCCACGGCCGUCACCACCUCCGGGGGCGGCAGGACGGGCCGCUCCGCCGGGGGCGGCUCCGUGCGCACGGACAGCGUCGAGUUCCGCCGCUGCUACUCCGUGGUGGUGGCGGUGGCGGCGGCGCAGGGGGCGGAGGUGCGCGCCGGCGCGCUGCCGCCCUACGACCGCCAGGACACGCAGUCCAGCCAGAAGGCGCUGCUGUCCUCGCGCCGCCGGCGGCGACGGGGCGACGGCGACGGGGCCUCGCUGUUGUGGAAGGUUCUGGGCUGCGUGUCGCGGCCCGGCGACCCCGCCUCCAGGAGGUCGGCCACGGCCUCCCUGGCCUACGCCCCCGCCGCCGCCGCCGCCGCACCCGGAGGAGGAGGAGGGGAGAGCUUCAACCUGCUGCCCGUGGUGAUGUGCCACAGCGCGAGCGACCACAACGUCGCGACCAGCAACAACAGCAACAACGUGAGCAACAGCAGCCUGCGGGACGUGGAGCGCGGCGCCCUGGAGGACGAGCUCACCACCUACAUGGAGGAGCUGCACCGCCGACAGAGGUGCUGA
Molecule: messenger RNA, 2807 nt
Organism: Bacillus rossius redtenbacheri
Lineage: Eukaryota; Metazoa; Arthropoda; Insecta; Phasmatodea; Bacillidae
Product: pyrokinin-1 receptor-like
Exons: 3
Coding region: 957-2807 (616 amino acids)
Biological process (GO): neuropeptide signaling pathway
Cellular component (GO): plasma membrane
Molecular function (GO): neuromedin U receptor activity
Source: RefSeq, a predicted model, not a curated record